AUGGCGCUCUGGACCAGCUUAGUAGCACUAGCUGUCUCUGUCAAUGAUGAUCCCGGUGCAAGCAUCAUGUAUGAGGUUUGGUCGCUGGGCGCUAUCGCAAUUUCGGCAAUCUCACUACCCGGUUUGAUUCUCUAUCAUACUGAAGACUUUUGGCACCGUCUCGCCUCCGCUGCGAAGGAGGCCGGGUCUUCGUUACUUGCUCGGGCCACAAAAGACGCCAAAGGCCCCACAAGUGGCAAAGUAGCUGAUAGUACCCCUCUCGUUGCUGCUCCUGCCAAGACACCGACAACGAAAGUGGCAGCGAUUGGCUUCCGCGCUGGCCUCCCCAAAAUCGCGCCUGGUAGGCGAUCCAGCGCAGCGGAGAAGCUGCGCAGCCGAUCCAAACGCGGGAAGUUAUUAGCUGGCACAGCAGAGAAACCAGAGGUCAAGUGA
Messenger RNA from Phytophthora sojae, 432 nucleotides. RefSeq lists its product as hypothetical. The transcript is spliced from 2 exons. Bases 1 to 432 code for a protein of 143 amino acids. Lineage: Eukaryota; Oomycota; Peronosporomycetes; Peronosporales; Peronosporaceae. The record is from RefSeq and is a predicted model, not a curated record.